Molecule: messenger RNA, 957 nt
Organism: Chionomys nivalis (European snow vole)
Lineage: Eukaryota; Metazoa; Chordata; Mammalia; Rodentia; Cricetidae
Product: vomeronasal type-1 receptor 4-like
Exons: 2
Coding region: 1-957 (318 amino acids)
Biological process (GO): G protein-coupled receptor signaling pathway
Cellular component (GO): membrane
Molecular function (GO): pheromone receptor activity
Source: RefSeq, a predicted model, not a curated record
AUGCCCAAUCAUAAAAUGGAUGUGUGGAAACUGGCAAUCAGAAUCAUUUUCUUAUCACAAACAACCAUUGGAAUUAUGGGAAAUCUCUCUCUUAUAUUCUACUAUUUAGUCCUUUCCUUCAGAGAAUAUGCAUUAAAGCCAAAAGAUCUGAUUCUCAUGCACCUACUGACAGCAAAUACCUUGAUCAUUCUCUCUGCGGGAGUGGCCCACACAAUGGCCGUUUGGGGACUGAAGCCAUCCUUCAAUGAUUUUGGAUGUUUGCUACUAUUGUUCAUUCAAGGAUUUGCCCGAAAUGUAUCCAUGGGAACCACCUGCCUCUUGAGUAUCUUCCAGGCCAUGACCAUCAGUCCCAGGAAAUUGUGUCUGAAGGAUCAUAAAGUCAAAGAAACAAAGUUUGUUGGCUGGUCCAUUUCUUUACUUUGGGUCUUCUAUGUGUUGAUACGUUUUAUUUUCUUUAUGUACACAUUUAUCAGAACAAAUAGCCAAAACAUAACAAGAAAUCGAGAUUUUGGAUAUUGCUCUACUAUAGCGCCAGAUGAAAUCAUUGACUCACUCUAUGCAGCACUGGUGAUGUGCCCUGAAUUCCUUUUUGCUGUGCUUAUCAUCUGGUCCAGCACCUCUAUGAUUCUUAUUCUGUAUGGACACAAGCAGAGGGUUCAGCACAUCCGCAGCUCUCAUGGUUCCAGGAUCAAAUGCCCUGAGUCCAAAGCCACCCAGAAUAUCUUGGCACUGGUUUGUACGUUUCUGGCAUUUUAUACUCUCUCCACUAUAUUGAGAGGCUGCAUUGCUCUUUUGUAUAAUCACAGUUUGUGGGUGAUGUACAUCACUCAUCUCACUUCUCUUUGUUUUCCCUGUUUUGGACCCUAUAUUCUUAUAAGUCAUUACUCCAUUGUAUCCAGGUUAAGUUUGACAUGGUUAAGAGUAAAAUUUUCUCCUCAUUUUAUUGUAAUUAUGUAA